AUGUCAAUUAUUUAGCUGUUUAUAGGAUUCAUAAUAGGUACCAUAAUAUAUUAGACGGUUAUUAAAACACUCUAUUUAUAUUAUGUAUAUAAGAGAAGGUAUGGAAAGGAUAUAAUUGUUUUGUUUUAUCCUGUUAUUGGUUGGUAUUAUUUUGUCAAUUAAUCUUUUAAGAAAUAUGGAGAUUCCCACCAAUUUUAUAAAACUUUAAUCAAAGAAAAUCCAAACGCAAAAGCUAUUCUUGCUUUAUCUGGAUUUACCAAUAUUAUUACAAUAAUUGACACUAACUGGGUGAAGAAAUGUCUCACAAAUCAGCAUCUUUUUUUCAAGAAGGAUGGCCCUUUUGGAUUCGAUCUCUUAUUUGGUGAAGGUUUGUUAUUCAAAAAUAAGCAAGAAUGGAAGAACCAAAGAGCAUUUUUAUAAGGAAAUUUUCAUUUCAAUGCUUUAAUGGAAAGAUUUUAAAUGUUCAAAGAUUGUAAUUUGUAAUUCUGUUCAGAAGUUCCUUCUAACGGUGAGUAUGUUAAGCUCGAUUACUACAAUGAAGCUGCCAAGGUUAGCUCAGAUAUCAUUUCAUAUUCUUUUAUGGGUAGAUCUAUAAAUGAAAUUAAAUCCAAUUAGAAAUCUUUCUCUAUAGAACUCAUUAAUUUAGUGAAAGAUUGCUUUGUUUAUAGAAUUACUAAUCCUUUUUUUAUGAUAAAGGCUUCAGUCUUUGGACCUAGAAAGAGUACAACAUCUUUCAAUAGCUCUACUGAAAAAGGCCUUUUAAGCCGUAUAAAAUCUAUUAAUAAUUGUCUUUAUAAUAUUAUAGAAGAAAGAGAAUAAUAAUUGAAGAAAAAGUAUAAAAAUCAUAAUGAAAUGGUGCCUGCUAACUUCUUAGAUAUGUAUUUAAAAGAAAUUUGGAAGUAAGAAGAAGAAAAUAAAGAAUCAAAGAAUAAAAUUACUCUAACCAGAAAAGAAAUCGUAAAUUAAUAUAUAACUGUCAUUUUUGCUGGAACAGAUACUACUUCUCAUCUUAUUGGGAAUAUACUCUUCGAACUAAGUAGAAAUCCUGAUGUUUACUAGCGCCUAUAAAAGGAAAUAGAUGACAAUAUUCUUAGCUUUGAGAAUAUGAAGUAUGAAGAUUUAAAUAACUUGCCUUACUUAAGGCUUGUUAUUAAGGAAACACAAAGACUAUAUCCAGCAAUUUUUUAUCUUUUUGGUAGAUUUAUGGAUAAGAGUUAUACAGAUGAAGAUCUCUUUAUUUCAAAAGACUUAGAGGUUUAAAUUAGAUUAGUUUCGCAAUAAGAAAAGCAAAGUGGCUUAUUCAGUGAUAUACAGAAGUUCAAUCCUGAUAGAUACAAUUCAACAGAUAAAGAAGACCCAUACGACUUUAUUCCUUUUUCUGCAGGUCCUAGAAAUUGCAUAGGAUAGUAUUUGGCUCUCAUUGAGACCAAAGUAGCAAUAGUCUAUGCUUUAAAAAAAUUCCAUCUCAAGAAGCGUGAUGAUUAUGAGUUAAAGAUGUUUUAAGAGUUCGUAUACUCUCCAGUAGAAAAAGACCUCUUUUAUAUUAAAAGAAAAUGA
Molecule: messenger RNA, 1557 nt
Organism: Tetrahymena thermophila SB210
Lineage: Eukaryota; Ciliophora; Oligohymenophorea; Hymenostomatida; Tetrahymenidae
Product: cytochrome P450 family monooxygenase
Exons: 1
Molecular function (GO): monooxygenase activity; oxidoreductase activity, acting on paired donors, with incorporation or reduction of molecular oxygen; heme binding
Source: RefSeq, a predicted model, not a curated record